AUGCAGCUCCUGGCCAGAACAUCUCUCCCCCCGGCGACAUCGGCGUCGUCCGACGAACCAGUAGCGUUUCAGGAUUUUGUGGCCAACGACAGGUACAUUGUCGUCUGUCUCUCCAAUGCCACUGUCCACGUUCUGUCGAGCGCGACGGGGGCCUUGCUGCAAGAAACGCCCUUUGUCCAUCCGGCCGGCUAUGUUUCUCGGCCGAUUCUGGACGGCGACACGAUCAUCCUGUGUUCACCAAGCGACGUGAAUCUUACCGUUUACAGCAUUCCACAACAAGUCGUUGCCUGCACCUUGAGCUGUCCGGACCCGAAGCCCAUUUUCCUCCUGACGCCACUGCACCUCACCGAAGACGACUGCGUCGUCGCCGCGAUCCAUCUCGACGGGUCCCUCUGCGUGUGGGACGUGCGGACGCGCGCACAUCUGUACACGGCGAAGCUGCACAGCGAUGUUGCCUUUUUCCGCACCGUGGUCGGAAAGACGCUCGUCACGUCAUCGCCCGACGGGACAAUGGCGGCCAGCAACUGGGAGACGGGGGCGGUACUGUGGAAAAAGACGUUUGGCGAGCCAUACAACCCGCGCAGAAAGGGCAAGCCGCACGGCAUUGCGGCCUAUGCCCAGGCGGCGUGCGAUGGCAACAUUGCUGCCGGGACCACCGACGGGCGGCUGUUUGUCUUUGACCUGGAGACGGGACACCAGCUGGCGGAAUGGCAAGCCGCGGACAGCAUGACGCAGCAUUUACUUGUUCGAGGCAACCGGCUGGUCCAGCUGUCCUGGGGUGAGAUGAAAAUCUGGUCGCUCUCCGACUAUAGCCUUGUGCACACGGUGCGCGUGUUCGACCGCGUGGCGACAUCUGUGGCCCUGAGUAGGAAGUUGGUGAUCUGCUGCGGCCGGGACGCCGCAGAGGACGGCGACAAGUGCGGACUGGACGUGGGCAUCAAGGGCUGCUCGUUUGGCGAACAACAGGCAAUAGAGAGUGGACACUCAGACACGCCGGAGACCGACGGAUCCAAAGGAUGCGGCACGGAUGCCUUCAAUAUAGGUCCGCCCCUGAGAAACGCAGGAGACCUCCAGGUCCUGAGCGACGACCGUCUCGUUCUCAACGUGCUGCGAGGAAGUGUAUGGUCGGUUGAAAUAUGGCAGUUGUAA
Sporothrix brasiliensis 5110 is the source of this 1149-nucleotide messenger RNA. RefSeq lists its product as uncharacterized. Gene Ontology annotation, molecular function: protein binding. The record is from RefSeq and is a predicted model, not a curated record. The transcript is spliced from 3 exons. NCBI's taxonomy places the organism in Eukaryota, Fungi, Ascomycota, Sordariomycetes, Ophiostomatales, Ophiostomataceae. The coding region runs from base 1 to 1149 and encodes 382 amino acids.